GCCAUUAAUGCAUUAAAUACUUGGCCUUGUGGUACAAACCUUUUCCAGAUAACCUCAUAACCAUUUGCAGUUCUGAAGCAGAAUCAAUCAUCUCUUUAAAUCCUCUCCCUCUGUUUCUCUCUCUCUCUCUCUAUAUAUUUAUAACUUGAGUCUCCAUCUCCUUUUCCCUCAUUGCAUUCAUCAGGCUCUCAUUACAUCAAGAUGGGUGUCCAUUUCCUCUGCUCAACUCUCUCAGUCUUCCUCCUCUUGAGUUCUACUCAAGUUGAAGCUAGACAGCUGGUGGAGGCUUCUGAAGUGGCCGAGGAAGGAGGAGAGAUGAAGAUGACGGUGGAGGGAGCCAUGAUCGGAUCGAGACCGCCGAGUUGCGAGAGAAGAUGCAUCUCUUGUAGCCACUGUGAAGCUGUCCAGGUUCCUUUAGCACCGACGAAGAAACAGGGGGGAGUGCAGGCGGAAGACUCUGCCUCCGCUACUACUACAUUCAAUUCAAGGGGUGAUGAGUACAGUUCAAAUUACAAACCAAUGAAUUGGAAGUGCAAGUGCGGAGAUAGGAUCCUUAAUCCUUAACAUUGUUGUUUCUAAUAGAAGAGAAUUAGCGACUGUUUGAGAUUGUGGAUAUACAUAGAAUUUUUAUUUUUAUUUUUUUGGCUGUUUUGGUUUGAAGAUGUGGAGUCAGUUUUUAUCUUCACAUCUAUUGUGAUGGGGUUUGCUUGGGAUGUUAAUCGUGGUUGCUCUUUUUAGUUAGAAAGAAUACUAUGAGUUAUUACUUUCAUUA
Molecule: messenger RNA, 772 nt
Organism: Asparagus officinalis (garden asparagus)
Lineage: Eukaryota; Viridiplantae; Streptophyta; Magnoliopsida; Asparagales; Asparagaceae
Product: EPIDERMAL PATTERNING FACTOR-like protein 2
Exons: 2
Coding region: 202-564 (120 amino acids)
Biological process (GO): stomatal complex development; guard cell differentiation
Source: RefSeq, a predicted model, not a curated record